Molecule: messenger RNA, 1091 nt
Organism: Pyrus x bretschneideri (Chinese white pear)
Lineage: Eukaryota; Viridiplantae; Streptophyta; Magnoliopsida; Rosales; Rosaceae
Product: proteasome subunit alpha type-5
Exons: 10
Coding region: 151-864 (237 amino acids)
Biological process (GO): proteasome-mediated ubiquitin-dependent protein catabolic process
Cellular component (GO): proteasome core complex, alpha-subunit complex; nucleus; proteasome core complex
Source: RefSeq, a predicted model, not a curated record
AGAGGAAAAACCCUUCUUCUCCAACACGAAAGCACAUCAUAAAUCACACAAUCUCCUCUUUCUCUCUCUCUCUCUGCAGAAGCAGCACUCGUCGCAUUGAAGCAAAUCGCAUACUAAUUCGAUCAAUCUCAAAGUUCCAAUCCGAGCAAAAUGUUUCUCACAAGGACUGAGUAUGACAGAGGAGUAAACACUUUCUCCCCCGAAGGCAGGUUGUUUCAGGUUGAGUAUGCCAUUGAGGCCAUCAAGCUGGGUUCGACUGCAAUUGGCUUGAAGACGAAAGAAGGUGUUGUGCUUGCUGUGGAGAAGCGUAUCACUUCGCCUUUGCUGGAACCCAGCAGUGUUGAGAAAAUUAUGGAAAUUGAUGACCAUAUAGGAUGUGCCAUGAGUGGACUGAUUGCUGAUGCUCGUACACUUGUUGAACAUGCACGAGUUGAAACUCAGAAUCAUAGGUUCUCCUACGGUGAGCCAAUGACUGUGGAGUCAACAACACAAGCUCUCUGUGAUCUUGCCCUAAGAUUUGGUGAAGGUGAUGAAGAGUCCAUGUCUCGACCAUUUGGGGUAUCUCUCCUAAUUGCUGGUCAUGAUGAGCACGGGCCCAGCUUGUACUACACUGAUCCAUCUGGCACAUUUUGGCAAUGCAAUGCAAAAGCUAUUGGUUCAGGUUCAGAAGGUGCAGACAGCUCUCUUCAAGAGCAAUACAACAAGGACCUGACUCUUCAAGAAGCUGAGACAAUUGCUCUGUCUAUCCUUAAGCAAGUUAUGGAAGAAAAGGUGACACCCAACAAUGUCGAUAUCGCAAAGGUUUCUCCAACAUAUCAUCUGUAUACCCCUGCUGAGGUGGAGGCCGUCAUUGCUCGCCUAUAAGUUCUCAUGUUUCUCUGAUUAAAUCUGUUUCCUGUUACUGCUGUAUGUGUUAAGUUUACAGAAAAGGAUUUUCGGAUUUGUUUCUGGUUUGGUGUUCCUAACCAGUGAAAUCAUGCGGCAGUGCAGUACAAUGCUAAACAUAUUCCAUGGAUAUUAUCAUCAAACUUCGAUGAGCAGAUGCCAUCCUGUGCGCCUCUAAUGAAAGAUUUCAUGUGAACUCGAGAAAA